Asterias rubens (European starfish) is the source of this 3561-nucleotide messenger RNA. RefSeq lists its product as uncharacterized. The coding region runs from base 327 to 1448 and encodes 373 amino acids. The transcript is spliced from 2 exons. NCBI's taxonomy places the organism in Eukaryota, Metazoa, Echinodermata, Asteroidea, Forcipulatida, Asteriidae. The record is from RefSeq and is a predicted model, not a curated record.
UCUGCAAGAUCGCAUCGCUGCAUGGUUGGUGAAGAGAGUGUACUGCGACGUAACUUUGGUACAGAUCGGUGUGGAGCCAAAGAGCAGACGGAUAACCCCCAUCAAACAUACGAUCCUCAAGGUCCACUGUCGGUCAGUCCGUCUGUUGAUCUGUCUUUCUGACCGUUCGGACCUUGGGGGUCCAUCUUAAUUGUGUUGGCUUCCCUCAAUUUAAGGGAAAGGAAGGACGACAGUUUGGGGGGAAAUCUUGGAUCAUAAUUUACCCGUAAAGAUAGUGUAACAGGUGCACCUGUUCCUUCACAACAAGACACCGGCCAUCUAGCUGCAUGUGGCCCCAGCACGCACAAGAGAUUCACCCGAUACAACUUCACGAGCUUAGCUUGGAAGAACUGACAGGCACACGCCCAUCUCAUAGGGGCACGUUGAUGUACUUGAAACAGCGGGGUAUACCAGCUGACUCAAUUCACUUCGCAGAAAUCGGGCCGCAUAGAGGACCCCUGAAGAACCUCGUCAGGGCCAUUGAGCACGAUUUCUACACUGGUCCAGUCACAAGACAUCCAGAGGUUCAGCCACCUUUUGGGAGAAAUUUACGUCUGAGGGCGAAAGAGGUUAUAGGACCGUCACAACGUCAACUCAAUAAAGGAUAUCAUCCCGGUCGAGCCAUGUCAAGCCGUGAGCUGAUGACGGGAAGAAGGGAUGGUCGAGCGGCAACCCUCUUCCAGAGGAUGAAGGAUAGAUCUGAUCAGUAUGUAGUUGAUGAGAGCACCGUGCCCGCUCCUCAUCAUGACCCCUAUGACCAAGGUUAUGCAGAGAGAGGGCGCCCGUGGCAGAGGAGUCCGUGGGAGGCAGCUGCUGAACACCCUCUCGGUCUCCCUGAUGACGCCUUCCAUCCACCGAUACCAAAAGCAAAACCAAAGCCCAAGCUGCAGAAUCCAGUUGCAGUCAAACAAAGAGGGCCGCCCGGGUACAACGAGGUCGACUCGAUCCGCCAACGUCAGCAGGGUCCAAGACAAACCAACACCAAGCCCGUCAAAAUCGGUUGCACUUGGAAAAGGGGCAGCGACAACACACGUUUCCAUGGCGGGGUUCAACCCUACAUGAAUUACAACCGGGCGGCAAAGGGAUGGAACCCAAAUCAAUUUCAGUCCGACGCCGAGGCAUCUUACUCCGAUCAGAGUAACGAGUACGACGAGGCCGAUUCCUGGAGUGGAGGCAGAGGUGACCCAAGAAGCCCUAAGAAGAUCGGCCCUCAGGGUGGUUUCAGUGAUUUCAACACUCGUCCGAAAUCUUGGCAACAACAUGAAGAUGACUAUAGAACCCCACUGCAAGAGAGACAGGGCAACCACCAUCAGGGUCGUCCUAGAGCUAAUGAUGUUGCUCGUUCAAGGCAAAUGGUACGGAACGUGGUCGGACCUAAGACUCGGAGAGAUGAAAGCGAUGACUUAUGACACUUUUGUAUUUAGCUAUUUUGGAGUUGACUUUGAAUGGUCUUUUGACUUUGAACUAUUUCAUCCAGUACUUUUUUUCUUGAUAUUUAAAAGUUCACCUGUGGUAAAAAAGUGACCUCUCGAGAAGCCAACUAGGAAAUACUUAUGCCAGACUAUCUUGCUGUGUUCAUAUUAUUGUAUUUUGAUUGGAAUAUGAUGUAUUCAACGACAGUGUUUGCAAUACAAGUUGCUCUGUAGCUUCACUCGUAUAGGAUCUCUUUACAAGUAGGGCCUGUGAUCCCUGUUCUCAAGAAACAGAAAGAAAAAAAAAGUCAUUUCGAAAAUUAUGUACGAAUCGAAGCCUCAUUGAGACUCCUGUAGAGACAAACUAUUUAGACAGGGGUCGCUGGUUCGAAUCCUGCAUGUACAAAUAUUUCAUCUAAAGUAAUGGUUUAGCCUGGUUCAUACUUCCUGCGAAUGCGAUACGAAUUUUUGGCGUCAAAAAAUCUUAACGGACAAUAAAUUAGUUGCCCUGUUGGCUGUAAGCUGUGACGUCAACAUUCUCAUCGCAUUCGCACGUAGUAUGAACCGGGCUACCACACUUCUAUGUAUUACAUAAUUAUAUAUACUUAUAAAUGUCUUUAGAUAGGUCAAGAUAUAAUCCAAUUCACAGAAAUAUUUCUGAAUAAUCAAAUUGGCUUCAAGGUGGAUUUGUUCUUGAUGGGUGCAGACGUUAAAUUCGGAGGGCACGUAAAUCCUCCUGAAUUAUUUUAAACUCAUUUGCAAACCAGUGUCUUAAUUUCCAGUGUAUAAUCGAAGUGGAAAAAAAACAUGUUUCACCUCUUCUUGUGUUGAAUAUUAAGUAAACUAAAACUACCUACGUGUAAAAUUAGGUAAUAAUUGUUAGAAAUAGUACAAGAGUGCAGGAUGGUAAUGGUUACUAACUGUCAUUAUAGUAAAUAUUAAAUAAGAAGAAAUGGAAAGAAAGGAUUUGAAAUCAAUGGGAGAUUGCACGUAAAUGGCCGUAGAAUUACCAUAGUGUCACAACGGACCAAGCUGGUGUGGGUCAGUUUUCUCGCACACCAUUAUGAUCUAAAAACGUCCCCCAUUGCAUACAAUGGGUGAGAGGUGAACCGCCCAAAGAAAGGACUGCUUCGAACUUCUCGGUUGAGUUUAUAGAUUGUAUGAAGGAUAGUAUAGUGAUAUAAACAGAUAAAUAAGGGAGUGUUUAUUUUAAAACAACUGCAGGAUUGACAAAUCCUUAUACAUGUAAAUCCCUUUUUGAAUGAAAUUGCAACAAUUUGUUGAGUUCAGAUCAAAUGGUCGCAGAAUGUCUCUUUCACUCGAAAAUUAAGAACAAAACUCAAGAUUCAAUACAAUUACCAAAAUAAAAUCAUUUCAGAACUGACUCUUACUUUAUCGUUAUUUUGAAUGCGAAGAGCAUUUUUAUGCAACAUGCCAAGUAGAACUUAAAAAGUUCAGUCUCCAUCAAACCUCACAUUUUGUAAAACUUUGAUAGAUCACACACGAAAACAUCAAAAUUGUUCGGACAAUUAUUUGUCUUUGUUGGACAAGACUCGCCUUCUGUCAUACAGCAAAGGUAUUUUUGUAUAGACACACUUGAAGUUAUACAAAUUUAGAUGUUUACAUGUACACUUCUGAUAUUAUCAUGCUGGCCAACAUGGGCUCGUCAUUGAUAUUACAAUAUUAAAGUUCAAUUUUCUGCUAUGUCAUAUUUAUGUAGUCGUGUAUCAGAAGAAUACUUUGUCUAUCAGAAAUACCUUUUGACGAUGGCCCACCACUCAACUGUAAAAUUUAGGGCUGCAAAGUAUAGUUAGUAGAUUUUGCGCAACUAUAAAUGUCUUAACAUAGAUAUACACGGAAAUACCUGAUAGUACUAUUUAAACAAAAAAAUACAGAUUCAAUUUGUAGCAGAGCAACUGUGAAAAAUCACUCGAUCGAGCCCUCAACGAAAUCAGUUCUAUAUAUUUUGUACCAAAAGUCCAUUAGCCUAUUACAAACAAUUUGUACAAAGAUUUGAAAUUAACAAUUUCCUCCAAUGUUUUAUUAUCCUGUUGAUCAACAAAUAGUUCUAAAGUGAAAUAAACAAAAACCUACAUGGUGUAAACACAAA